Molecule: messenger RNA, 8734 nt
Organism: Bombyx mori (domestic silkworm)
Lineage: Eukaryota; Metazoa; Arthropoda; Insecta; Lepidoptera; Bombycidae
Product: cationic amino acid transporter 3
Exons: 11
Coding region: 158-1933 (591 amino acids)
Biological process (GO): L-arginine import across plasma membrane; L-ornithine transmembrane transport
Cellular component (GO): plasma membrane
Molecular function (GO): L-ornithine transmembrane transporter activity; L-lysine transmembrane transporter activity; L-arginine transmembrane transporter activity
Source: RefSeq, a predicted model, not a curated record
AGUGUCCGAUAGAAAUUAGCGCGUGUCGGUUGUGUGUCUAACAUGGUGGCAUUGUGUUUAUAAAUAUUCUAUCGUGUUUUAGCCAGCGUCUGUGCAUUUAGCAAACAUAGUUUUUUUUAUAGUUGUGAAUUUUGUGAUUUACUAAAGACUUUUUAAGAUGAGUAAGAUCUUCGCGGCGCUACGUCGCUGCAAAAAGCUGGACGACAACGAUAACACCACCCAGCUGUCCAGAUGCCUUGGACUAUUCGACCUCACCUCGCUAGGAGUCGGGAGUACCCUCGGUCUAGGAGUGUACGUGUUAGCCGGUGCUGUCGCCAAGACCGUUGCUGGACCGGCGGUUACCCUCAGCUUUUUGGUGGCAGCCAUUGCUUCUGCUUUUGCUGGGUUAUGUUACGCAGAAUUCGCUUCAAGAGUUCCGAAAGCCGGUUCGGCUUACAUCUACAGUUACGUGAGCGUCGGGGAGUUCAUCGCGUUCACGAUUGGUUGGAACCUGAUCUUGGAGUACGCUAUAGGAACAGCCAGCGUCGCCAAAGGCAUGGCGGUCUACAUUGACACCCUCUUCAAUAACACCAUGGCGAGGACGAUGACGGCCGCAGCUCCGAUCAAUGUGUCCUUCUUGGCUGACUACCCUGAUUUCUUUGCGUUUGGUCUAGUUAUUUUAAUAACUCUCCUGCUCGGUAUUGGAGUUAGCGAAUCUACGAAGCUAAACAACGUGUUCACGGCCCUCAAUAUGACAACCGUCAUAAUUGUUGUCGUCGCUGGAGCUAUCAAAAGUAACCCAGCUAACUGGAACAUCAAGCUGGCCGAUAUCCCACCCGAGUACGUGAGUCAAGCCGGCGAAGGAGGCUUUAUGCCGUGGGGGGUGGCGGGCGUCAUGGCGGGGGCGGCUAAAUGCUUCUUCGGCUUCGUCGGCUUCGACUGCGUGGCCACCACGGGGGAAGAGGCCAAGAACCCGAAAAGAGACAUACCUCUAUCAAUAGUUCUGUCUCUGAUCAUAAUAUUCUUGUCAUAUUUCUCCAUCGCCACAGUGCUCACCAUGAUGCUGCCCUAUUAUUUGCAGGACGCGGAGGCUCCAUUCCCGUAUGUAUUCGAACAAGCCAACUUACCAGUGAUCAAAUGGAUAGUGACAGUGGGCGCUAUAUUUGCUUUGUGCACGAGUCUCCUCGGUGCCAUGUUCCCACUCCCGCGGGUGCUGUACGCCAUGGCGAGUGACGGGGUGCUGUUCCGACCACUAGCCGCCAUAGAACCGAGGACCAAGACCCCAUUGUUGGCCACUGCGAUUAGCGGAUUUCUUUCAGCAAUAAUGGCAGCCAUGUUUAAUCUGAAUCAAUUGAUCGACAUGAUGUCUAUAGGCACCUUGCUAGCGUACACCAUCGUUGCAACAAGCGUUCUCAUACUCAGGUACGAGGAGGAAGAUGUAUCCGUUAGCACGGAGAAGGUGUCGACGAGCGCGGGGGGUCUGGCGGCGGCGCUGCGUCAGGGUUGCAACCUGCUCGGACUCAAGUACCCCACGCAACUCUCCUCUACCAUCGCCAAGACUACAAUCGCUCUCUUCUUUGUGGUGGCGCUGGCGGCGUGCGUAGUGUUCCGUGUGGGGGACGAGGUGGGACCGGGAGGCGCAGUGGUGGGAGCGGCACUGGGUGCGGCCCUGGUGGCAUUGCUGGUGGUACUGUACCGGCAACCAACUAAUAACGUCACACAUCUCUCAUUUAAGGUGCCGCUAGUCCCACUUGUCCCAUACCUGAGCGUCUGCAUGAACGUGUAUCUGAUGGUCCAAUUGGACUACCAGACGUGGGUUCGGUUCAUCAUAUGGCUUGUAAUCGGUUACCUAAUUUACUUCUUCUAUGGAAUCCGUAACAGUUCACUCAAUGCUUGGCCGCCCGCCGGUAAACUCGGUGACAAGGAUAAAACACAAGUCGUAACAAAGUUUUGAUCUGUAUUGCUAGAGCACAAGGUUUAAUUUGGCUUGGAGGACCGAUUUAAUUGUUGAAAAACUGAAUAUUGGAGAUAUGUACAUAAUAACUAUAAUAUUAAUCCUGUGAUUGUUGGACAAGAUAAGUUUAUCUGUUUAUGUAAUUUCUUUGCGGAAAAUAUUUGUGUAAGAAAUACUUCAUCGGUGUAUUUAGAAUUACUUAAUUUAAUUUUUAUGAAAUACUAAAUCAAGCUUUAUCACUGCAGACUACAGGGUACUUAAGGCAUCUUAUAGUGUGGUUAUCAGAAACUUUCAAAAAUCGCCAAUGUGUCUCCUAGAACCUUCACUAAUAUCUGGACACGACUGCCCAAAAGUGAAUGCAAUGCUUCGAAAAAUCACAUACGUGGCUUUAUUAAUUCCACCAUAUCCUUAUCUUGUUUACUGCCGUGUAGGUCACCGGUGCCCUACGCGGCGCUCUGAAGUAAUUAUGUCGAUUUGUAUUACUAAGCGUCUAGAUUGCCUAACUUUGCCAUCUUUUGUUUUUAAUAUAUCAACGCUUGAAAGGCAAAUGUGACUAAGCGACAAUGCGUGAACUUUACAGUAGACUAAUUAAAAGUUGAAAUACCUGAAAAAAAUUAUACUUUAACGAAUCUAGCUGUAAUAUUGAAAUGAUUUUAAUAGACCUAGAAAUAUAUUUUUUUUGCGCAUCGAAUAUGGUUAUUGCCUAUGAUUUAUGUACAAAGCAGUUAUUGUCGCUUAGUCACGUUUGCCUUUCAAGCGUCGAUAUGUUCUAAUCUCUAGUCUCUUAGAAAUACAUUCAUUCUCAGAUCUUCGAAUUCGUCUUUCCCAGAGUCUACUAGACAUUCUGGUGCCUUGGUAUCAGAAAUCGACAUAAUCACUUCAGCCAACGUGUUAAAUGUCUGAACAGAUUUGGAUUUUGGUAGGCAGCGGCUUGGCUCUGCCCCUGGCAUUGCUGAAGUCCAUGGGCGACGGUAACCACUCACCAUCAGGUGGGCCGUAUGCUCAUCUGCCUACAAGAGUAAUAAAAAAAAAUAAAAAAUUUUGGAAACAUCCGUAAAACAUCGCGUAGAAAUUGGUUAUAAGUUUAUGGUAGGCAGUCGUGUUUUUUAGUUUUAUAAUUAUUUAAGGGCGCGUUUGCUACAAAUAUAAAAUAUAAAACUUAAAGGAAUAUAGGAUAUAUAGGAUAGCAUACGAGGCAGCUCCUAUUUCUCGUUGAACGCAUCUUCAUUGCGUGUGACGUCAUUUGAGGCCAAAAUGUAUGGCGAGUUGACCAUCGAUCGUAUGCUAAUAAACACGGAUUCGUUUGUGACAAUUGAUUUUGUGAUUGUUGGUUAAAUAUAGGUUUUAUUUAUAACAUUUACUGGUUAGGAAAAAUAGUUUCGAUUGACGUUUUAAUAUGAUUAGAAUUAUGUAUUUAGGACUUUUUGUUAUUUUUUAUUCGGACAAAAUCCAAGAAUAUUGUAAAACAUAUUAUAGCACUAUUCCAAUCUAAUCAGUCACUGACUCGAUUGAUAGCCUUACAUAACCUUAUAAAUAUUGUGAUUUACUUCUAAUAAUCUAAAAUAUUACAGGCAUAUGCAAAACGCACACAGCAUACAUAAAUGUACAUAAGAUACAACGCGGUAUUCAAUUUCAUAUCAAUAUCUAUAUUUGUAUCUAUGAUUUAAAUAUUUAGUGGUAAAUAAAACUAGAUGCUCUGUCCCUUUCUAGCAUGUAAGGCGUGACGUCAUAGCUGUCUACCAUGAAAUCAACUUCCGUAUCUGCGAUCGAGAUUUCGUCUUAUAAGCUUUAGCACGACCACUGAUCGUUUGACUAGUGCUAAUGCGUCGGCGGGAUGGAUAUAAUAUGUUUUGCAUAAGCCCUGUCUCAUUAACUCCGGACUGGGCUCCGGCCCGGUACGGGGUAGGGCGCCGGCUGUGAGCGGCAGGAGUUUUAGUGUGGUUCAGCUCCCACAUAACCCACCCGCUGCGCGGAUAGGGAUCCGGCGAUUUUCUCCUGUGGAAAACAGUGCUAAUUCGUAUCGAACCUGAACUUGUUGUUACUAACAUCUUCCUUCCAAUUUCUGCCACAAAGCAUCGGUUCGAAAAUGAGACAAAUUUUAUAGGAAACGAUGAAGAGUUGUGUUUCAAACUGAGUGACGAUAUUCACGCAUAUAUGUCGGUAACCAUUCAACACUAGGUAGGCAUGACUUGUGCCUUUUUUUUCCGGGCUGGAGGCCUAGGGGGCGCGCGGGGUAUGUGAGACUCAACGAUCUGCAGAUGUUGAGAGCAGACCGCGGGCCCAAGGAUUUUAGGGCCCACACACUAAACGACUCCCCUGCACUCUUACACCCGACGUCCGAUCUCCGUCCGGGGUCAAAACCCGGUCAGAGUCCCCUACUUGUAGGCACGACUUGUGCCUGACCUAUCUAUGCAAUUCUUUUGACACUACAAAUAAUCUGACAUAACGAAACGUCAAUGUCAAUGGAAAUAGUUGUAAGUAUAAUUUUAAUGAUAGCCAUAUUUGAUAUGUGAUUCUGAAAUGUGAUUUUGUAUCGUAUGAAAGUUAUAGGUUAAUAUUUUUUUUUUCUAUUUUUUAUUACCUACCUACUCAGAGUGCAUGCGUCACGCUGUAGGGGAACCGAUCCCGAAACUAAAAUAGUGACCUGUGUGCUUAGUACGAAUUUUUUAACGUUCUCGAUAGCGUAAAAGUUAACUCAGCUGGAACGUUUGCCUACGGGCGACGGACCGUCGAGGCGAUCCGCCCGGUCCUCUCGGACUGGGUGAAUCGCGACCGAGGACGUCUCACCUUCCGAGCGACGCAGGUGCUCACGGGACACGGCUGUUUCGGUCGCUACCUGCACCUCGUCGCCCGGAGGGAGCCGACGCCGAAGUGCCACCACUGCAGUGGCUGCAACGAGGACACGGCGGAGCACACGCUCGCGUACUGCCCCGCUUUCGCGGAGCAGCGCCGCGUCCUCGUUGCAAAAAUAGGACCGGACUUGUCGCUUCCGACCGUCGUGGCUACGAUGCUCGGCAGCGACGAGUCCUGGCAGGCGAUGCUCGACUUCUGCGAGUCCACCAUCUCGCAGAAGGAGGCGGCGGAACGGGAGAGGGAGAGCUCUUCUUCCCUCUCGGCGCCGUGCCGCCGCCGUCGGGCCGGGGGCCGGAGAAGGGCGUUUGUCCAGCUCCAGCCCCUAUGAGGAGGCAGUCUCCUCCCGGUGAUGGUCACGGGGCGACCUAAGGGGGUUGAGACUGCGCCGCACGCUACCGUCACUCUAGCGCGCUGGCACCAGGAGGACAGGACGGCGCGUCGGCGGCUGCGGACUGCGAUACGGUCCGCAUUUUCGUCGUCGCUGUCGUCGCCGAACAUACUGUUGAAGAGCAACCCGGUCGGCGGUGUAUCGCGUUCCGACCCGGCAGGCUGGUUCUGGCCCAGCGGGGUAUCCCGGAACACCAGCGGCACCGCCCGGGCGGCCUGGUAGGGCCGCCGUACCGCGGAGACUGACGUCGUUGGUCGUCGACUAUCGCCUCGACGACCCGUCGGUCGGGCGUCCUCGGGGUGGCGCCGCGUGUCUGGUUGUAGUGUUGACCGCGGGAACCCCCCUACUCUGAACGGGUUCUGACCCCGGACGGAGAUCGGACGUCGGGUGUAAGAGUGCAGGGGAGUCGUUUAGUGGGUGGGCCCUAAAAUCCUUGGGCCCGCGAUCUGCUCUCAACACCUGCAGAUCGUUGAGUCUCACAUACCCCGCGCGCCCCCUAGGCGCGGGGACCUCGUAGGAGGUUCGGCCCCCGGCCCGAAAAAAAAAAAAAAAGCUGGAACGUUUGCCUACGUUUCCGCUAGGGGCGCUGUCCCAACUGCAUACAAAUUUAAGUUAACUUUUACGUGAUCGAGAAGUUAAAAAAAACUCACACUAAGCACAAAGCAUCUAUUACAGGUGGUACCUCUUCUGUCUCCGCACGGGUAGGUACCACUACCCUGCAUAUUUCUGCUGUCAAGCAGUAAUGCGUUUUUGUUUGAAGGGCGGGGCAGCCGUUGUAACAACUCUACUGAGACCUUAGAACUCAUAUCACAAGGUGGGUGGCGGCAUUUACGUUGUAGAUGUCUAUGUGCUCUGGUAACCGCUUAACACCAGUUGGGCUGUGAGCUCGUCCACCAUCUAGGCUAUAAAAAACUCUAAAUCGUUAAAACGUUAAUGUAAGAUGAAGGGAAAACCACGUUCACUUUCUAAACGAAAUACAUUGCUGGCUCACAAAAUAACUAAACCCCCCAAACGAUACAUUAGCGAAUACGAAUGCGAGCUAUUCGGUUUCCGAAACGAUUCUCUUUCGCUUAUCUGUAUAUCAGUAUCUAUUUAUUGUACGGUAUCAAAAACAUAAAUACAAAGCCAUUCAAACUUAGAUUAAAGCAUAGAGUGUCACAAGACUUGUUUUGAAGUAGUCUAGAAAAGCGGUGGCAGGUCAUUGGCCCGGCUCCUCGCGCGUCGCCUAUGUCAAUUUUGACAAGUGAUCUCUAUACUGACUGCGAAACGAAAAGAAAAGAAAUCUAUAUAUUAAUACGUGAAGCAAAAACUUUGUGUCCCUUUUUACGAAAAUUGCGCGGACGGAGGAGUAUGAAAUUUUCCACACUUAUAGAGAAUAUAGAGAAGAAGUGCACAAUGCUAAUAUUCUUUUAAAAUAAUGCAUAAAAGAUACAUUAAAUCGAUAAAGAAAACAUUACACACACUACAUACCAUGUAUUUGACGCACACACGCAUGCAUACUAUUUAUUGUCAAACUUCUGUUCUUGUCAAAUUGAGAAUAGAUUAAAUAUUGUUUGUCUUUGUUAAUAUUUUUUAUAGUGUAGUCUUGGCGAAAUUUUUGAUAGAAGUAUAAAACACAAUCAUAAUAGUGUACAAACUUACAAUUCCAAUUAAUUAUAGUCGAAUUUCGACUACUACGGGAUCACUAGUAAUUGUAAAUAGACAUGCUUUAACGAAAACCGACUUCAAAUAGAAAAAAAAGAUAUUCCCUAAACAAAUUAAUAUACAUUAAAAUCAAUAAUCAUCGAAAUCGGUUGGCGUGAUAUCGAGCUAUUCAUCUAUUUGUCGCUCACGUACAUAUUGCAAAUUUUAGACUUAUAUGGUUUUCUCAUGGAUACCAUUAUCAGAACUGGACUAAAUUGAAAUGGGGCUACACGGGAAGCGUCAACUAUCUAAUAAAAAAAGAAUUAUCAAAAUCGAUUCACUCGGGAAAAAGUUAUGAGGUAACAAACAUAAAAAAAACAUGCCGUCGAAUUGACAACCUCCUCCUUUUUUGAAGUCGGUUAAAAAUACACAUUGUACUUAACCUGAAGAUAGUUUAAAUAAAUGUGUAUACAUAUUACUAAAUCUUAAAAUCAAAAUUAUAUAACCUAAUUACUUAAAACAAUAAUUCCACAAUUUUGAUAAUUAUGUAAUUUAUUUAUCUAUAUAGAAUAUAUAAGCACAGUUGAGGAUUUGCUCAAACUACUUUCCUAUCUUUUCGGGAGUAGAAUGGUAUUAGCGUUAAAAUUAAAAUUAGCAUAAUAAUAAACAAUAACCGUCUAUACAUGUUUAUAUUUUAGAUUUACUUAAUAAUAAUAAACAAUAUAUUACAGGGAUGAAUGUGAUACAAAAGAUAUUUUGUUGUUUAAUAUAAAAGACGUAUGAGACGUAUUUAUAUGAAGUUGAGAAAGUUAUUUGUUAUAUUUACCCAAUUAUACUAUGUUAAUGUUACGCACUGGGGUUAAAGAUAAAUAAAAAAAAUUUACCGAAAUAUAAAUUAAAACUGUAUUCAACACUUAGAACACUCAUAGAACGCUUUAAAAUUCUCAAUUCACUUCUUCCGCUUCGCUUCAGGUGAUCCGUUCGCUGUUUCGAGUAAUUCCAAUUACUAACUACGUGCCAUCUAUGCAACGCUUUUAUAGUCGAUACAACAUCCCUAGAAUCGUCGAGAACAUUCCUCACAAUUCGAGUACCUUCGAUGGGUGUUUCCGCUAUCUGACAAUAGAUGGCGUUGUACUUCUCGAGCGUUCUAGAUGUUACUAGAUCCUUCGAUAUUCGAUCGGCUAUUCGACGAUAGAUGCUGUUACUCUUACCGGCGUAACAAUAAGAUUUGAGGUAUUUAUCUGUUCCCGGUGACUACAUUUUAUUAAUUAUCCUGCGUAUUAGGAGUUAAAAAAUAAGUUAAACUAUAGUAACUAUUAAACUAUAAGAUAUUUCGGCUGUAUAUUCAUAAUUGACUUUAAUUACUCAAUCAUUAUUUGUGUGCAUGUGUCUUAGUGAACUUAGUGUGAACUUAGAAACAAUUAUGUUUAUUUUAUGUUGUUUAAUUAAUAAAUUUAUUAAAUAUUUAUUUUGAUAUCAUUUUAAAAAGGUACAUCACUAAGUAUGCUUAUGUUUGUAUUUAUAUUUUACACGUAUAUUACGACCGUUCAAUGAUUUCUUCGUCAUUUAUGGAGAGAUUUCGAAAAAGUUUAUUAUUAUUAUGGUAAAUGUUAACUUUUAUUUUAUUGUAUUUUAAUUUAGUUUUUUUUUUCGAUUUUAUAAUACAGGCAUCUGUUAAAAAUAAUAUAUUUCCUUUUUCGUUAAAAAUAAUAAUUAUGUUUAACAAUUAGCUGUCUCGAAUACCAAACCUGAUUUAUUUCAAUUUUUGUUUAUCCACCAUUGGCUAUAAUUUUAAUAUGAAACCUUUUUAUCUUUAGUAAUGCGAAAGAUACGUGCGAAUGCUUUGUAACCCGAAUGCAUUUUUUAUGUCUAUUUUACAAACAAUAUUCUGUGAUCUAAAAACAAAAAUAAAAGAAUUAAGCAUUAACAUUAACAAA